UGUGUGGACAUGGUGACGGAGAUCAGAGGGUUCACCGACCCACAGAAGGAGGAGUACUUCAGGAAGAGAUUCAGAGAUAAGAAGCAGGUCAGCAGCAUCAUCUCCCACAUGAAGAAGUCACGAAGCCUCCACAUCAUGUGCCACAUCCCAGUGUUCUGCUGGAUCACUGCUACAGUUCUGGAGGAGCUGCUGAGAACCAGAGAGGGAGGAGAUCUGCCCAGAACCCUGACUGAGAUGUUCAUCCACUACCUGGUGGUUCAGGCCAAAGUCAAGAAGAUCAAGUAUGAUGGAGGAGCUGAGACAGAUCCACACUGGAGUCCAGACAGCAGGAGGAUGAUUGAGUCUCUGGGAAAACUGGCUUUUAAUCAGCUGCAGAGAGGAAACCUGAUCUUCUAUGAGUCCGACCUGACAGAGUGUGGCAUCGAUGUGGAAGCAGCCUCAGUGUACUCAGGAGUGUUGACACAGAUCUUUAAAGAGGAGAGAGGACUGUACCAGGACAAGGUGUUCUGCUUCGUCCAUCUGAGUGUUCAGGAGUUUCUCGCUGCUCUUCAUGUCCAUCAGACCUUCAUCAACUCUGGAAUCAACCUGCUGGAAAAACAACAACAAACAACCUCCAACAAACCUGAUCCAACAGUUUUCUACCAGAGAGCCUUGGACGAGGCCUUACAGAGUCCAAACGGACACCUGGACUUGUUCCUGCGCUUCCUCCUGGGUCUGUCACUGCCGACCAAUCAGAAUCUCCUACGAGGCCUGCUGACACAGACAGGAAGUAGCUCACAGACCAAUCAGGAAACAGUGGAGUACAUCAAGGAGAAGAUCAGUGAGAAUGUGUCUGUAGAGAGAAGCAUCAAUCUGUUCCACUGUCUGAAUGAACUGAAGGAUGUUUCUCUAGUGGAGGAGAUCCAACAGUCCCUGAGAUCAGGACGUCUGUCCACAGAUAAACUGUCUCCUGCUCAGUGGUCAGCUCUGGGCUUCAUCUUACUGUCAUCAGGAGAAGAUCUGGACGUGUUUGACCUGAAGAAAUACUCUGCUUCAGAGGAGGCUCUUCUGAGGCUGCUGCCAGUGGUCAAAGCCUCCAAGAAAGUUGUACUGAGUGGCUGUAAUCUGUCAGAGAGAAGCUGUGGAGCUCUGUCCUCAGUCCUCAGCUCCCAGUCCUCCAGUGUGACAGAGCUGGACCUGAGUAACAACAACCUGCAGGAUUCAGGAGUGGAGAGUCUUUCUGCUGGACUGGAGAGUCCACACUGUAAAGUGGAAGCUCUCAGGCUGUCAGGCUGUCUGGUCACAGAGGAAGGCUGUGCUUCUCUGGCCUCAGCUCUGAGCUUCAAGACCUCAAAUCUGAGAGAGCUGGACCUGAGCUACAACCAUCCAGGAGACUCAGGAGAGAAGAUGCUGAGGGCUAAAGUGGAGGAUCCAGACUGUAGACUGGAAACUCUCAGGUACAGACAGACAGACACUCUCAGGAAACUAUCCUCCUAGUGUUGCAGGCCAAGCCUUCUCCUUUCCAUCGGUAGGUUUCAGGGUGUGUGAGACGUCAGAGGAAGUGCUGCAGCGGUAGGAAGGAAGAAGAACACAGGCAUGGCAAUUUUCCGCCGUUCCGCGGAAAUCCGCCGUUUUAAUUUUCAAAUUGAUCAUUUCUGUGAAUCGUCCAAAUCCGGUGAGAAAAUUUUAGGGGGGGUGAGGUAUGUUUUUGUUACUCUUGCUCUUACUCUUGCUUGUUUUUUAGGAGCGCUCGGCGUUUCUCCCGCAGCGUAACAUACAAAGAGAACCAGUCUAGCUCCUGCUGCAUUGUAAAAGGCCUUGCGAUUGGUCGAAAUUGGUUAGCUGCCAACGAUUGGACCAAUCAAAUUGCUCGAUGCAUUCUUUUGUUACAAUUCAUGGCGGCAUGUUCGUGUUGGAAUUUUGAGCUAUUGGGAUCGUUUUCGGUGGAAUCAUGAGGUUUUUAUCGAAAGAUCAAGGGUCAUCGGUGCUAGAAAUAGAUAAAAGUGUCAAAAACAAGUUCCGAUGGAAAAAGUAAGUUAACUUUUCAUUAAAUUAACUUAUUCAUUACAAUCUGGUCUUCUGUAAUUCUAUGCAUGUUUUUCAUUCUAAAUUUUACUGAAAACCUCUCGGCUU
Messenger RNA from Amphiprion ocellaris (clown anemonefish), 2112 nucleotides. Its product is annotated as NLR family CARD domain-containing protein 3-like. The transcript has 3 exons. Lineage: Eukaryota; Metazoa; Chordata; Actinopteri; Pomacentridae. Gene Ontology annotation, molecular function: protein binding. The record is from RefSeq and is a predicted model, not a curated record. Bases 10 to 1476 code for a protein of 488 amino acids.